Molecule: messenger RNA, 1959 nt
Organism: Gigantopelta aegis
Lineage: Eukaryota; Metazoa; Mollusca; Gastropoda; Neomphalida; Peltospiridae
Product: proteasomal ubiquitin receptor ADRM1-like
Exons: 9
Coding region: 33-1229 (398 amino acids)
Biological process (GO): ubiquitin-dependent protein catabolic process
Cellular component (GO): proteasome regulatory particle, lid subcomplex; nucleus; cytoplasm
Molecular function (GO): proteasome binding; endopeptidase activator activity; ubiquitin binding
Source: RefSeq, a predicted model, not a curated record
CGUGAGGAAUUUAACUAGCAACGGCAACUAACAUGGCUGCACUUUUCGGGUCUUCGACUAAUCGCUCCCAAAGUAAAAAUUUGGUUGAAUUUAGAGCUGGGAAAAUGCACAUGAAAGGAAACAUGGUGCAUCCUGACAAGAGAAAGGGUUUGGUUUAUGUUUAUCAGUCUGAUGACUCGUUGAUGCAUUUCUGCUGGAAAGAUCGCACGAGUGGGAACGUUGAUGACGAUCUGAUUAUCUUUCCCGAUGACAUCGAGUUCAAGAGCGUCAAGCAAUGUAAGACCGGCCGAGUGUUUGUCCUCAAGUUCAAGUCAUCUACAAGAAAAUUCUUCUUCUGGAUGCAGGAGCCAAAGUUGGACAAGGAUGAGGAUUACUGUAAGAAGGUGAACGAAUUUCUCAACAAUCCGCCGACACCGGGAUCAAACCGCAGUGGCGCCUCCCUCCCCUCGGAACUCUCGGGGCUAGGUGACUCGGACCUGCAGAACAUCCUGGGGGGGAUGAGUCAACAACAGCUGAUGCAGCUCCUGGGGGGUAUGGGGAUGAGCGGACCAGGGAGUCUCUCGUCUCUGAUGGGACGUCCCGGCAGCGCCCAGUCAACUGUGUCUGAACCCCCACUGAGAGCUCAGACGACGACCGGAACCCGCACCACCAACUCAGGGGAGGUAACUCCCACACAGCCGAGACCGGUGACAGCGGCUGCUCUCCCCUCCCAGCCCGGCAGUACAACAACGACGGCAGUCACCACGUCUACUACCACGCCCACGCCGACUGCGCAGGCAGCAGCCGCCACCACGCCCCGCAUACAGCUUAGUGACCUGCAGAACAUUCUGUCCACCAUGAACGUUCCGUCGGACGCCCCAAAAGAAAGCAUUGACUUGUCUGUAGCACUAAGUCCGGAGUCAAUGAUUCCCAUUCUGGCUAACUCGGAGAUCCAGGCCAAGUUGAUUCCCUUUUUACCCGAGGGGGAGUCGCUACCAAAGACCGAGGCGGAACUACGCAACACCAUCCAGUCACCCCAGUUCCAGCAGGCUCUAACGUCAUUCAGCGCUGCGCUCCAGUCAGGUCAGCUCGGACCGCUAAUGAAUCAGUUCAACCUAGGGGAGGACGUCGCCAACUCGGCAGCCCAGGGCGAUCUUGAAGCCUUUGUUAAAGCUAUGCAAGAGGAGAUGAAGAAAGAGGGCAGUAAGAAAGAGAAAGCCGACACUGACGAUGAAAAGAUGGAGCAUUAAUACACAGCACUUAACAAGUUAACCAGAUGGAACAACAUUAAUACUAAACUUGAUGAAAAUUGAUCGCUAAUAAUAUUUUAAAGUUUAAAUAGAUAAAAAAAUUUGUGUGAAGAUGGCAUGUUAAUAUUCACUAGUUGAAAUGACGAAACAUUAAUAUCAAUAAGUUUACAAGACGAUAAAAUUUAGUUUGAAGAGGGAACAUUAAGUUUAAAAGCUGGGACUUUAUAUUCUAAUAUUAACCAAAUUGAACAUUAAUAUCUUUAAGUUAAGAGGAUGGAAAAGUAAUUUUAUUCGUUGAUAAAGUGAAAAAUCAACUUUUUAAAAGUUGACAAUGAAAUAUUCAUUAAACUUUUCUGAAGAUAAAAUAUUAGCCUGGUUUUUGUGUUGUAUAUUUGUUUUAAUGGAACAUUACUUCAUCAAAAGAAACAAUUUAAAAUAAUGGAACAAUUAAUAAAUGUUAUUGGAUAAAAACAGAAUAAUUAAAAAUAACAUCAAAUUAAUAUUAAAAUGUUACAAAAUUAAAAACAGAAGAGUUUGAUUUCUGGAUUGAUUUUUUUUCAGCGAUAUAGUAAAAGCUGAGUUGGAUUUGCUUGUUUGUCUCGUGAUGACACCAUUAACACUGGUUAUUUCCUGUUGAUAUUAACACACUAGUAACUCAGUCUUAAAUUUCAUUCACUUUUGCUUCUUUGUGGUUUGGUUUAUGAAUGGAGAAUAAACGUUUUUCUUUUCA